AUGACGGCGACAAUGGUGGCACUGGUGGCCAUGGGUAGUGGCACAGCGGCACCAACCAUGGGUAGUGGCACAGCGGCACCAACCAUGGGUAGUGGCACAGCGGCACCAACCAUGGGUAGUGGCACAGCGGCACCAACCAUGGCUAGUGGCACAGCAGCACCAACCAUGGCUAGUGGCACAGCGGCACCAACCAUGGGUAGUGGCACAGCGGCACCAACCAAGAGCAGCAGCAGCAGCAGCCCUCCUCCCCUCCACACAACUCACAGAGUCGUCCUAGACACCAUGAACAAAUACGUCAUGCAGUGGACGCCCAGAAACGAAGAUAUCAUCUUCGACAUUCAGGUGGCGACGAACGGGUAUGUGGGUCUCGGGUUCUCCCCCAACGGCGGGAUGAAGGGCGCCGACAUCGUGCUGGGCUGGGUGGACGACUCCGGAAAGGUCUUCCUGCAUGACCGGCACGCCACGGGGUACGCGGUACCAGUCAUCGACGAGUCCCAGGACGUGACGCUACUGGGAGGGUACCAGAACGACACCCACACAGUGCUCAGGUUCUCCCGCCCCUGGACCACCUGCGACACUCUCUCAGACCUCCAGCUUUCUGACGACACAGUGAGGGUGAUCUGGUCCUACGGCGAGGAGGAUCCAACUGAUGCAACGACGCUCAAGAAGCACACCCACAGGGGAUCCAAGUCCCUCUUCCUGAGGCAAACUCAGUUUGUGCAGCCAUCCCUUAGUGAGGACGUCAAGUUUUGGGAGAUUUUCUCCCCCAACGUGCGUCUGCCUGCCCACCUCACGACUCUCUACUGGUGCAAGCUGCACAAGGUCCCUCCCUUGCCUCUCAAGACUCACGUUAUUGGGUUUGUUCCAGUGAUCGAGGAGAGGAACGUGGAGCAUGUCCACCACAUCCUGCUGUACGAGUGCCACUUGCCUGACAGUGCCAGGCACUAUGACAAGUGGGUCGACCUGCCAGGCAGCCAGUGCUAUGGGGCCAACAUGCCAGUCUCUUGGAAAUACUGCACUAGUCCCAUCGUUGCCUGGGCCAUCGGUGGCCAAGGAGAGAUGUACCCCAAACACGCGGGUCUCCCGCUGGGAGAGGAACAUGGAGGCGCUACCUACUUCCUCAUGGAAACUCAUUAUGAUAAUCCCAACCUAAACCCAGGCGUUGUUGACGCUUCUGGUUUACGCAUCUUCUACACUGAGCGGCUGCGUCAGUAUGACGCCGGGAUCCUGAUGGUGGGACACAGCGUCUCCCCGAUGCACAUUAUCCCACCCAAUCACAAGUGGACUUCCGUCGGCCUCUGCGACAGCUCGUGCACCCUUCUGGAGCUGCCAGCCGGAGGAUUGCAGGUUUUUCAGGGGCUCCUUCAUUCACACCUGCUGGGCCGCGGCCUCUCCCUCAGACACAUCCGCGAAGCCAAAGAGCUGCCCCCACUCCUGAAGGACAUGACUUAUGACUUCAACUACCAGCAGACAAGGGUGCUGACGGAGGAGGUAACUGUCCUGCCCGGGGACUACCUCAUCACAGAGUGUACAUACGACGCCACCAACCGCCACCAGCCCACCUUCGGAGGGUUUAACACCGAGGAAGAAAUGUGUCUUGGGUUCAUAGCGUAUUACCCACGUGUCAAUCUGUCUAUGUGUACCUCAGCCCCGCUCUUGGACACCGUCCUUGCUUCUCUCGGUAUACAAGAUAUAUAUAAUAAAAAACAGGUGUUGGACGUGGACGAGGAAGCCGAGACGGAGCUGGCCGAGGCCCUCAGAAAUGGCAGCGUCACCCCAGAGGUCAAGGCCAUCAAAUUGGCCCAAUUGUUACGCAAAGUGGUUGUCAAGGCCCCUGACAAAUACGUCAACAUGUCCCUUUACGACAUCCUGGAGGACAAAGCAACGUGGGAGGACACAGAGAUGGCGGCAGUACUGCAGGAGAUGGUCGUGUUUGGCGCGCACUCCAGCACCUGUCGAACACGGGACAGCGUCCGUGUCUUGGAUCAAAUGACGACUGUCCAGUACCCGAGCUACGCAGCUCUUCAGUCGACCGUUGAGCAGUGCGUCGCCGACCGGCCAGCAGUUCAAGACCAACCGGGGAAUGUCACCAACAGUCUCCAACCUCCCACAGCUCAAGACCAGCCGAGGAAUGUCACCAUCAAAUUUCCACCUCCCAUAGUUAAAGACCAGCCAGGGAAUGUCACCAUCAAAUUUCCACCUCCCAUAGUUAAAGACCAGCCAAGGAAUGUCACCAUCAAAUUUCCACCUCCCAUAAUUCAAGACCAGCUGGGGAAUGUCACCAACAGUCUUCGUCGAAUGAUGUUCACGCACCGAGAAGUGUUGGACCGGUCGGGCAGGUAUAUAAUGCUCUGGACCCCGAGGAAGAAUGAUAUCAUUAUUGAGUUACAGGUGGCGACGAAGGGGUACGUGGGCCUCGGGUUCUCCUCCAACGGCGGGAUGAAGGGCGCCGACAUCGUGCUUGGCUGGGUGGACGACUCCGGAAAGGUCUUCCUGCAUGACCGGUACGCCACGGGGUACUCGGUACCGAUGUUGGACGAGUCCCAGGACGUGACGCUGCUGGGAGGGUACCAGAACGACACCCACACAGUGCUCAGGUUCUCCCGCCCCUGGACCACCUGCGAGCUCCACACAGACUUCCAGAUUUCGGCCAACGCCGUGAGGGUGAUCUGGUCCUACGACAAGGAGGAUCCCACUGAUAUAAUGGCGAUGAAGUGGCAUGAUCAGAGAGGAACUAGAUCUCUCCUCCUGCAGCAGCCGCAGGCGGCCCGACCCUCCUUCAGCAGCGAUGUGAAGACUUGGGACCUACUCUCUCCCAAUGUGAGUUUACCUGUGGACCAGACAGGUGUAAACUGGUGCAAGCUCUACAAGACCCCUGUUUCACGCAAGGUUCACGUUAUCGGGUUUGUUCCAGUGAUCGAGGAAAGGAACGUGGAGCAUGUCCACCACAUCCUGCUGUACGAGUGCCACUUGCCUGACAGUGCCAGGCACUAUGACAAGUGGGUCGACCUGCCAGGCAGCCAGUGCUAUGGGGCCAACAUGCCAGUCUCUUGGAAAUACUGCACUAGUCCCAUCGUUGCCUGGGCCAUCGGUGGCCAAGGAGAAAUGUUUCCGCAGCACGUUGGGCUUCCUAUGGGGGAGGAACACGGAGGCGCCACCUUCUUCCUGAUGGAGACUCGCUAUGAUAACCCCAACCUCAAGCAAGGCGUUGUUGACGCUUCUGGUUUACGCAUCUUCUACACUGAGCGGCUGCGUCAGUAUGACGCCGGGAUCCUGAUGGUGGGACACAGCGUCUCCCCGAUGCACAUUAUCCCACCCAAUCACAAGUGGACCUCCGUCGGCCUCUGCGACAGCUCGUGCACCCUUCAGGAGCUGCCUGCUGGAGGAGUACAGGUGUUUCAGGGGCUCCUUCACGCCCACCUACUCGGCCGCAGCCUCUCCCUCAGACACAUCCGCGAGGCCCAAGAGCUGCCCCCACUCCUGAAGGACACGACCUACGACUUCCGUUAUCACGAGUCGAGCAUAGUAAUGGAGGAGACGUCCGUCCUGCCCGGGGACACUCUCAUCACUGAGUGUACAUACGACGCCACCCACCGCCACCAGCCCACCUUCGGAGGGUUUGGCGCAGAGGAAGAGAGUUGUUUGGCCUUUCUAGCCUACUACCCGCGCGUCAACCUCUCCACCUGUACCUCAGUUCCUUCCUUGAACGCCAUCUUUGACGUCUUUGGAAUACAAGAUAUAUAUGACAAGGAAGAAACAGAAAAGAUUUUUCGAGGCAGGUUCUAUUACGUAUAUGUGAACAUAUUAAUAUAUCAUAACCAACACCCUUACGUCACUGACACCAAGUAUACAGACUAUACGCCAGGUGUGUGUGUAUAUAUAUAUGACCACAGUCACAUGUGUGGGAGCCUCAGGUGUGUGUCCUUCUUCAGGUUGGAGGUGGACGAGGAGGCUGAGACGGCGCUGAGAAAUGGCAGCGUCACCCCAGAGGCUCAAUUGUUACGCAAAGUGGUUGUCAAGGCCCCUGACAAAUACCUCAAUGUGAGCUUCUACGACUUACUUCACGAUGAGACAACAUGGAGGAACAGAAGAGUGCAGAAGGCGCUGCAGAAGGCCGUGCUGGGGACUUUCUCUACCAUAUGUGGAGGUCGGCAAGGCUCCGGAGUACUGCACGUGGGUGGUUCCCUUCUCAGGCGAUACCAUACUGUUGGCCUUUUGCUUUAAGCGCGUCAUCACUU
Procambarus clarkii (red swamp crayfish) is the source of this 4238-nucleotide messenger RNA. The record is from RefSeq and is a predicted model, not a curated record. NCBI's taxonomy places the organism in Eukaryota, Metazoa, Arthropoda, Malacostraca, Decapoda, Cambaridae.